Molecule: messenger RNA, 650 nt
Organism: Suillus subaureus
Lineage: Eukaryota; Fungi; Basidiomycota; Agaricomycetes; Boletales; Suillaceae
Exons: 3
Coding region: 56-610 (184 amino acids)
Cellular component (GO): mitochondrion
Molecular function (GO): structural constituent of ribosome
Source: RefSeq, a predicted model, not a curated record
CAGCCCAAUCCGCGCCGUGGUUACAUGCUAAAUUUCGCUCUCAACUUCAUUCAGGAUGCCUCGGAAACCCAAGUUCAUUCCAGGGCCUUCUCGCCUAUCUGUCAUAUUGAAGGAGCUGAAUGAGGAGCCGAGGUUAUCCUUGACCGGUCUACGAGGGAUAAGCUUGAAGCUGGCCGCAAGAAACGAUCAUUUCGGAGCACGGCAUUUUGUCAAGAAAGAGCUCAGACGCAUACGUUAUGCCAACCCACAACUCAACGUGGAAGUCAGCAAACUUCCAAAACCUCUACAAGACAAUUGGACACCGGAGAUGGUCGUCGAGUUCGAGGACGGAGUCAAGACCACCAUCGACAUUUCCAAUAAAUGGUCUACAUCUAUUACCAAGGAACUAAUGGACCUUGCUGGCGGUGAUCGAUGGAAAGAAUACAAGGCUACUGCUCAAGCUGCUGGUCUGGCCAUUCUUCCUGGCGAGGAGAAGGAACGCUUAGCAGCUGCCAAGAAACGGACACCGAAAUUGAGUACCCAUAACCCAGAGAAUCUGGAAGCCAUGGUGGAAAAUAUGUUAUCAUCACCUGAGCGCCCAAAGACUGGAGCUGCUGCCAUACUACCCUAGCUUUAUGAUACUUUUCUUACUUCAGCUAUUAGACGCAUGC